CUUUUCACCCAGCUUCAAUUGUGGCGUUUCGGUUGUGCGUGUGUAAUACUACUGGCCAAAUUCCCUUUUGCAUCAGCUUCAAAGCUGUCCUUGCUUCAGAAAUAGAAAUAAGUGCAAUUUUUUGCCGGAUACAUAAUUUGUUAAAUAAUUCUUAAAUCAUGUCCACCACCACAGACUUUUUGAAAGUUUUUGACAAAGUCAAACAGUUUAAAAUAGAUCCAGACAAAAUUUAUAUUGAAGACUCAAUUUUUAGACUAUUUUCGAAGCUUUCUGUGGCAAUCCUUCUCAUUGGUGCCAGUUUGGUAACGCUGUCCUCGGUUGUGGGAGACAAGAUUAAGUGCAUUCUUCCACCCAAAGAAGAUGUCACUUCAAAUCCCUUGAAUCAAUAUUGCUUCAUCAUGAGCACAUACACGGUGCCAAGCUUAUUUAACGCAACAGUUGGAAAAGACGUUCCUCAUUAUGGAGUUGGACCAGCGAGUUCUGAAGAACCCAAGCACUUUCAUCUGUAUUACCAAUGGGUCCCAAUUGCAUUGUUCUUCCAAGCAUUGUCCUUCCUAAUUCCCCAUCUUUUGUGGAAAAUGUUUGACGGCCAAAAAAUUAAGACAAUUUGUGACCUGAAUGUUGCGUCCAACAUCAAAUUCAAGCAAAGAGGACUCGUUGAGGAAAAGGAUACUGAUACGAAGCUGAAAGCAAUCAAUAAGGCUGCAGUUUAUUUCGUUGGCCAUAUUUCAUACAACAAAUCUUAUGCAAUUUGGUUCAUUGUGUGCGAAGUUCUCAACCUGGUUAUGGUCCUUCUCAACUUUUGGUUCACAAAUUUUUUUCUUUCCAAUCAAUUUUACAAUUAUGGACCCCGGGUGGUUAAUUUUUUGAACGGAGAUCCAGAUUCCGAGCUUAAUCCAAUGAAUCAAGUUUUCCCUAAAGUAGCAAAAUGCGACUUUCACAAAUACGGGCCUUCAGGAAACCUCAUCAGAUACGACAUAAUGUGCGUCCUCGCCCUGAAUAUCAUAGCAGAAAAGAUUUACUUGUUCUUGUGGUUUUGGUUUGUCAUUUUGAUCAUCAUCGGUGGACUGCAGCUUAUCUACCGUUUAGUGCUUGUCCUUCUUCCAGGACUUCGAAACAACAUUCUCAAGCACAAAGUGGCCAAAAAAUAUCAGCAUUCAAUGGUAGAAGUACUUGAACAAACUGGGUACGCAGAAUGGUUCCUGCUCAAACUUUUGUCAGUAAACAUUGACACUUGGAAAUUUGGAGAAUUGUGUGAGCACAUAAAAACUGUCCUCUACGAGCGCACUCCGAAUGGAAGAAUUGCCUCUGUGAGUCCAGCCCCAAGCUACAAAAAAAGUGUAAAUGGUUCAGAUGACGAUGAGCCAUUCACUACGAAACCGUUGAUUAAUAGUUAAAAAAUUACACUAGAAAACGACACUUACAUAUUUAUCGUACUUAAAUGACUACUUUGUACACCAUGCUAUUAUCUACAUAAGCUUACACAUAUGUAUUCAUUUUGUUCUAGUUAUUUUGUCCGAAAUAAUUGAAUUAAACCGUUACAGGAAAAUGUGGAAAACCUCCAAAACCACUUUUUUUUACUAUUCAUGCAUGUGCUUCUUCUUUUUUGUGUUAAUACUAUAGAUUAUGUACCCAAUAAAGCCAAUUUGAGUGGUAAACAUA
Molecule: messenger RNA, 1662 nt
Organism: Folsomia candida
Lineage: Eukaryota; Metazoa; Arthropoda; Collembola; Entomobryomorpha; Isotomidae
Product: innexin inx2
Exons: 7
Coding region: 159-1397 (412 amino acids)
Biological process (GO): phototransduction
Cellular component (GO): gap junction; plasma membrane
Molecular function (GO): gap junction channel activity
Source: RefSeq, a predicted model, not a curated record